AUGCGCGUCCGGAUUCCCCCUCUGAUUGCCUUCAUCGCCCUGCUCCUCCUCUCCUCCUCGGCCGGCCUCCUUCCGCACUCCUCUCUACCCUCCGCGCCCGAUAAUAUCCGCGACCAAAUCCCGGCCAAUACCGACAAAGUCGCCCACUUUCUAUGUUUCUUCUCUCUCAGCGCCACCUUCUACUUUAUCCUCGACACCUCGCGUCGCCGGGUCUUACAUAUAACCCUGAUAGUGUGCACGCUGAUCCUUGGUGUUGGCUCGGAGCUGGCGCAAGGCAUGCUGCCCAACGACCGCGAGUUCGAUCCGUGGGAUGUUCUGGCAAAUGUGCUGGGAAGCUUGAGCGCGUUGGGUCUGGCCAAUACGUACGCAAAGCGUGCGGCGGAGCGGAGACGACGUGCAAAGUUUGCAGCGCUGAUCGGAGAAGGGGACGCGGACGUGGAGCUGGGCGAGGGCCCCGGACUCGGGCAAUCGAACGGUGACUUCGGUGGACCAUCGGCGCAGGAAACGGGAGUGACGCAUAGGAGUGUGGAGGAAGAGCUGGACAACUGGGACGAGAACAUUCCUGAUGAUGCAUGGGACGAGGACGAUGUUGACGGAAUGGGAACGAAGAAGAUGACACCCGCUACAAGCAGUACCGGCUCUGAGGACAUAUCAGGAGCGUCAAAGAAGGUCGCCGUGGACUAG
Messenger RNA from Cyphellophora europaea CBS 101466, 684 nucleotides. RefSeq lists its product as uncharacterized. The record is from RefSeq and is a predicted model, not a curated record. Bases 1 to 684 code for a protein of 227 amino acids. NCBI's taxonomy places the organism in Eukaryota, Fungi, Ascomycota, Eurotiomycetes, Chaetothyriales, Cyphellophoraceae. The transcript has a single exon.